Molecule: messenger RNA, 4328 nt
Organism: Sabethes cyaneus
Lineage: Eukaryota; Metazoa; Arthropoda; Insecta; Diptera; Culicidae
Gene: Crtc
Exons: 14
Coding region: 765-2801 (678 amino acids)
Biological process (GO): positive regulation of transcription by RNA polymerase II; protein homotetramerization
Cellular component (GO): nucleus; cytoplasm
Molecular function (GO): cAMP response element binding protein binding
Source: RefSeq, a predicted model, not a curated record
GAAGUUUUUUCACGGGCUAUACAGCGAAAAUUUUCGGAUUUUGCAGAUAUUUCCUUGCGUUUUGAGCAGCGGAUUUUGCAGGUUACAGUGCUGUGAACCGAUUUCCGGUGAAGUUUACGGUUUUUCAUUUGAAACUUCGGGUUAUUUCAUUCAGAAGUGUAUCGGAAAAAUAGUGCAAAAGCAGUAAGUGCUGGCUGACGGAUGGCGAUGGCUGAGUAGAAAAUUUUCUGUGGAGUUAUUUUUUUCCUAUCCGUUCGUCGUCGCCGUUCCUCUAUCGUUCGUCGCGGCCUUCAUCGAACGGAGUCGGAGGGUGAACUUUUUGCAGCUCUAGGAAAUUCUUGGGGAAAGAAAACGCUGCAGCCUGCUAUUGCAUUUUCUCUCGAUUGAGGGGCCAAUCUCCGAAUUGCGGGAUGCGUAGGAAAAUGCGUUUUUGUUUGCAGAAGUGUGUUUCUAGUUGGCAUUAGGUAGUGUUCAAAGGGCAAUCCGUGAAAAACACGAAACGGGUAUUGGUAAAAGUGAGGCUAUCCUUUUUUGCUAAGCUAACCAUUGAUUUUAUACAAAAAUAAAUUUUCUUCCCAUUGCAUUUACCAGAAAAAAAUAUCGAAAAAGUGUGUGUGUUAUAUACUGACAAAAAAUCGGAAGAUUCUGUAAGAACCCAUCCUAAGUGCUUUGAUGAAUACCCGUCCGGCCGGUGAUAGGAAAGUUUUGCAACAAAAUUCACAUCUGGAAGAAUAAAAAAAUAAACAGGAUUAAUUGUUUUAACUAUGGCGAACCCGAGGAAAUUCAGCGAGAAAAUUGCCUUGCACAACCAAAAGCAGGCUGAGGAGACAGCGGAAUUUGAGAGAAUCAUGCGGGAAGUUUCGGAUGUCACGUCCAAGGGUGAUGACGGCAGCACACUGACCGAACUGAAGUCCUAUACGCAGUUGGAAAGCGUAAAAAUUAAAAAGGAAUCAGCAGCCAAGCCGAAUACUCCAUCCAAUCACAGUCGAGAAUCUAGGGUUCGAACUCCUGGUGGACCAAUGCGGAAUCGGCAGUCAAGUCGGAACCACGACACGUCACCAUACGGUAGCAAUUCGGUGCAUCUUAUACCUCCGAUGGAAAGCAACUGGCAUCGGUCCAUUUCGGACUCCGCUAUCCACCAGAGUUUAUGUCAAAACCAGCCAGAGUCCAAUCACCUGAACACAAACUCACCUCUAACGUUAAGUCCAACAGUUCGAAGAAAGAUUUCAAAUGCUCAAAGUAUCUCUAAAGUGCAUCAUCAUAUAUCGUCAAAUCAUCUUGAAAAUCAUUCGCCACAUGAUAUGAGAUCCCGUUCAUCGACCGGUUUACCGGGUCUACCAGGGAUAAACAUUUAUCCAUCGCAAAAUCACACAGAUAGUAUCCAAAUUCCUAUCCCCAGUAAUACGGGCUCGUUGCCGGAUUUGACUUCGGUCGGUUAUCCCAUGUACCCUUCGUCACUGGAUCAAGAAUACGAUCAGAACGCCCAUAACAAUAGUUACUGUGCUAGUCCUCUCGGUACAUCCCCGUCAUCGCUAUCGCCAACGUCGGCCAUCCACAACCAUCACCCGCAGCCUCGACCGAACAAUUUCGGCGGGGGAGGCGGAGGAGGUGGUGGCUAUCCGAUUCCGACCAGCAGUCAUCCCAACAGUGGCAAUGUCAGCCCCAGUAACAGCAACAACACCACCAUCACUAACCUAAACAGCACUACCAGCAGCAGCAACAACAACAACAACGUUAGUAGUACUAACCAUAACAACAAAACAAAGAAUAAUAAUCAGAAGCCGAAGUCUAGUCAGCCUUUUUUAUCUGUACCAGAUAGCAAUAGAUUUACAUUUAUGUCGAAGCAGGGUAAUAAUACUUACGAGCUGAGCCAAUCGCCCCAACCACAGCAGCAACAGCAGCGGGUACCAACAUUGGAUCAAAUUAGUUACGACAAUUUCAGCCAAAUAAACGACGGGUUGUCGUCGCCGAACCAGCAAAAUUCUCCCGAAAAUAUUCUUUAUGGAUCUCAUGGGAACAUUUCACCGCAUGUGAUGCUAGAUUACCGAAAUAGGCCAAGUCCCGGUUCUAGUCCUGGUCUGGUGCUCAACCUCGACUCAAGUUCUAGUGCACCAUGCAGUCCUGUGUCUCAUAGUAUAGGAAGUAAUAACGGACAAUCUUAUGACAAGUAUCCAUCGAAUGAUGUUUAUGUUCAAAACACCCUGCCACAACACCUGGAACACAUAACCCUGGGAGACAACGCAUUACCACCGGAUUUCUCCGCAAACCAGUUGGUAUUUGGAACGUUUGACGAUCCCUACCUGACGCUAAACAACGAUCUCAACCUGCGGACGGACCCAACACAUCAACAGCAGCAACCGCAAUCGCAACAGCAACAACAGCAGCAGCAGCAACAACACCAACAGCAGCAACAGCAACAGUCCCAACAGUCGCACCAGCAGCACCAGCAGCAUCAGCAGCAUCAGCAGCAACAUCCGCAGCAUACCCCUCCACAGCAAUCGCCACACUUAAACUCAGUCACGUGUGGUUCACUUCCCAACAGUGUAAAUCACCAAAGCUACAGCCAUAAUCACAACGGGAGUAACGAACCCCUGCUUAGCCUGCAGACAGCUCCACAAAUACAAACAACUCCCACCACGAUACCAGAGAUUGUGUUUACCGAUUUCUCUACGAGAGCAGAUGACUUUGAAACCGACCUGGGCCUUGGACAGAUGGAUUUCCAGAGUUUCCAGAUGCUAUCCGAUAGCGGCACGAUGAUUGAUCCGAUGGACGAGGAUAGUUUUCGACGGGAACUUCAGUGAGACGACGUUCCAGCUGGUCGAGCUGAUGAUUCGACAACAACACGGUUACAAGCUUUUGUUACGUUGCUUUAAGUUUAGCGUUUUCGUUUGCGUUUAUAGAGCUAGGCGAACGGGAUGAUAGAAGCAUCGGGACGGAUGUCUUCCUCCCCUGGAAGAAUGUGGAUGCACUGUUACUUCGCGUAUGAGAUGGUUCAUUUUUAUACGAGUCAUGCUUUUAAAACGUAGGUGACCCCGAAAUAUCAUAAGACUAUUAAUGUGCAGUACUACUACAAGUGGUUAGUGUGUUUUAAGGUUUUAUCGUAAGAAUGAACAGAUACUUGAGAUAACGAGGAACAAUUAGGUAAGUUAAUCGAUAGCGGCGGCAGGGCAAAGGUGAAUAGUUUAGAACACUAGUUAGCAUGUGAGAGACUUACCGAAAUAGAACAGAGCCGAGGCAUUGAUAGAGAACGAACCUAAAUUGGAAUUUAAGACAUAAAAGCACAAAUCGACUCCGUAUACCGUUUACCUUAAUUUUGGCGCAAAUUUUUUAGUUAUUUGUUGAUCAGGUUUAAUUCCGUACUAAUAUCAUGGAGAUUGAUAUUGCAUGUUUUACGUUAGCAAAUUUAUACAUGACCUUAGUAGUUUAUCUGCAGUAUAUAAUCAGAAGUUUUGUUAACAAUAAACGUACAUGCACCGUACUAGCCUGGUAUGCGAACAGUUACGGAAAUUACUUAACAUUUAUUUAGAAGACGAUCGUUUGUGACUGAGAUGAGUUUUUUUUAUGAGUGAGUCUCAAUCUUUUACACAAAACAACUACUGGAAGAAUGAUAAAGCUGUAUUUAGAUAGAGUUAUAUGCAAAAUAAAUUAACUUGUGAGCCUUCAGAAAAAUAAAACUAAAUCCAAACGAAAGCUGCAUGCAAGGAAGUAGACGUGGCUAAGAGAGACAGUGUGUAAUUUUAAUAAGAAGAAAACUAGUUGAGAAGAUAAAUAUCGUAACAUAUCAAAUCCAUCUUUUCCCCUGCAGCAGACAAAUAGUAAUCCAAUAAAAUCGCUCCCAAAACAGUUUUAUACAAUGUAACCAAAUCGAAAAGUCAAAUAGCAGUUUAAAUAACGUUCAUUUUCUCUCGAUAUUGCUCUCUCUCUCUCCAAACAAAAGUCGCAUUUCCAACUAGCCUUGCAGUCACCGACUAUGAAUAAAUCUAUUUCACUAUGCUUCUACUAGAAUACAUGCUAUUAUACUGUUAAACCAUUACUCUCUUUCCUAUCUAUCAUACAAUCCGUUCUACAUUUUUCCUCGAAACGAUUAAACAAACUAAAAACAAACAAACGAUCUUCACCUAAAAUACACAUUUUUUGCGUUACUAAGGAAAUAACCACAAGAGAUCAGUGUACUUCGAAGUUUUUUAUUCUAAACGUUGAGCAAACACAAAAUGGAGCAAUGGUCACAUAACAGAUGGAACAAGCACCUGUUUAUUGUUGAACUUGAGAAGUAGAGUGAAGCGAAGCUGAAGAAAAAACGACCUAGCGUAAAUGUUACACUAAGAAGA